Messenger RNA from Phalaenopsis equestris, 1534 nucleotides. RefSeq names its product NAC transcription factor 25-like. Gene Ontology annotation, biological process: regulation of DNA-templated transcription; system development. The record is from RefSeq and is a predicted model, not a curated record. Gene Ontology annotation, molecular function: DNA binding. The coding region runs from base 291 to 1310 and encodes 339 amino acids. The transcript has 2 exons. NCBI's taxonomy places the organism in Eukaryota, Viridiplantae, Streptophyta, Magnoliopsida, Asparagales, Orchidaceae.
UGAAGUCUAGUGUGUGUGCGGUCCCCAAAAUCAUCACGAGGCCAGCAAGUGGCAACACGUAGGCAAGAAACGGCCCAGCAGUGCCGCCGCACACGCGUCGAGCGAUGACCCGCGAGUGUUCGUUGAAGAACCGGAAUUCCCGGCCAAACGCUUUCGGCACUUCCCAUCUCCCUCCCCCGCUCCCGCUACAGCCAGCGACAUCCACCACACCAUCAACCUCAUCCUCAUCCUUAUCAUCCCCCACUUCCCAAUUAAAUCCCCCUUCUCCUUCCUUCUCCUCCACCUAAGCCAUGGAGAGCACCGACUCCUCAUCAGCCUCACACCACCAGCCCCUGCUGCCUCCCGGUUUCCGUUUUCACCCCACCGACGAAGAGCUCGUCGUUCACUACCUCAAGAACAAAGCCUCCUCCGCUCCUCUCCCCAUCACCAUCAUAGCCGACGUCGAUCUCUACAAAUUCGAUCCAUGGGAACUCCCCGAGAAGGCUAAUUUCGGAGAGCAGGAGUGGUAUUUCUUCAGCCCGAGAGACCGAAAGUAUCCGAACGGCGCGCGGCCGAAUCGGGCCGCGACGUCCGGAUACUGGAAGGCGACCGGCACCGAUAAGCCUGUAUUGAGUUGCGGAGGAACUCUGAAGGUUGGGGUUAAAAAGGCUCUUGUUUUCUACGGCGGGAAGCCGCCUAAAGGCAUCAAGACUAAUUGGAUUAUGCACGAGUACCGCCUCGCGGAAUCCUCAUCCGCUUCCUCUCGGCUUCCGGUAGGGACGGUUAAUUACUCCUCUGUUGCCAAGAAGGCUUCGCUCAGGUUGGACGAUUGGGUCCUGUGCCGAAUCUACAAGAAGAACAGUACAAACCAUAGGUUUUCGGAUAGAUGCAUCCACGGCGUGAUUGGAUCUCCGGCCCAUCAUCAUUCUCCUAACCUUCAGCUGCAGACACCGAGAACCAGCUCUUCUGCCGCUAACUACACCGCGCUGCUGGAUGGAGCGGACGAGACCUUUUUCGAGGCUCUGCUUGCUUCCGAGGAUUGCCAAACUCAGGCCUGCAGGGAAAAGCCGUUGAUUUCCCAUUCGGCAAAGCAGACAACUCAUUUGCGGCAGGGUGUUGAGAACAACACGACUUCUUCCUCGGCGAAGAGGUUCCGAGCAAGCAGCAAUAAUGGCAGCGGCGGCGGCGGUGGCCCUGCGCCUUCUGUACUGAACCUUCUGAACCUGCAGAUCCCACAGCACUUGCGUCAGGAAACGCAGCUGGGAGAUGGCGGAGUAGCAUCUCUUUUCAGGCAGCCUUUCACUCUAUCUGAUAUUAAUUGGAGCUCUUGAUUCUGCGCUUGCAGGUAGCAUGAGGGUGGGGGUUUAAAUAUAUAUUCUCUAGCUAUGUGUUCAAUGUCAGCUCUGUAAUUCAUUUUGUAUGGUUGGAUUGGAAUUCAUACCAAAAAAAAACCUUUCUGUUAUCACCAUGAGCUGCAUACACAUCUGUAUCUACAGAAGUCUGGAGGUGCCCUAUAUCAUCUUUGUACCAAGCUGAUAUAGUUAUACAUAUUCAU